GCUGAAUCAGGCCUUUGUGGGAGGCGGGGCUGCCUGUUGGUUGGCAGUUGUGGCGGGAGAAGCCCACAGUUCAAGUUAGAGCUUCCACACCCUGCAGCUCCAUCCCUGCGCAGCCCUGGCUGACCUCCACCCAACCUCCAGCACCCAGGAUGUGCGUGCUGUGGGACCACCAGGGGACUGUGAAACCAGGGCCACCCUGACAGACCCAGGCUGGGGGUUUUCCGGGCCCGUCAGGCUGAACACAGGAGCUGCAAGGUGACCAUGCUGGGGGUUUGAGUGCGCCCGCCUGGCCGAGGGCGCAGACAGCCUGCCCGGGACCUGCUGUCAGAGGCCAUGGACCAGCCGGCUGGGAGCCCUGAAGCACCGAGGCCGGGAGCGGGUGGCGACGGCGGCAUGGAGCCGGGCACCUGCCAGGAGCUGCUGCAGCGGCUGCGGGAGCUGGAGGCGGAGAACUCGGUGCUCGCCCAGGCCAACGAAAGCCAGCGGGAGACCUAUGAGCGCUGCCUGGACGAGGUUGCCAACCACGUGGUACAGGCACUCCUGAACCAAAAGGACCUGCGGGAGGAGUGCAUCAAGCUGAAGAAAAGAGUGUUUGACCUCGAACGACAGAACCAGAUGCUGAGCUCCCUGUUCCAGCAGAAGCUCCAGCUCACGGCAGGCUCCCUCCCUCAGGUCCCACUUACCCCCCUCCAGCCUCCAUCAGAGCCGCCAGCCUCCCCCUCCCUGAGCUCCGCCGAGGGACUGGCCACCUCGCUGCCUCUGGGGCGCUGUGCUGGGCAGAGAGAGGUGUGCUGGGAGCAGCAGCUGCGGCCAGGAGGCCCAGGACCCCCGGCCACCCCACCCCCAGCGCUGGACGCCCUGUCCCCGUUUCUUCGAAAGAAAGCCCAGAUCCUGGAGGUGCUGAGAGCCCUGGAAGAGACUGACCCCUUGCUUCUCUGCUCCCCUGCCACCCCCUGGCGGCCUCCAAGUGAGGGUCCUGGCUCCCCGGAGCCCAUCAAUGGCGAGCUGUGUGGCCCGCCCCAGCCUGAGCCCUCACCCUGGCCCCCCUACCUGCUCCUGGGCCCCGGCAGCCUGGGCGGCCUGCUGCACUGGGAGCGCCUCCUGGGGAGCCAGGGGGAGGAAGAGGGUGCUGGGCGGCCCUGGGGCCCCAGUCGGGGCCCCCUGCAGGCCCAGGGUGCCGUCUCCGGCCCACCCUGUGCGCCGGGCAGCAGCUCCUCCUCCUCCUCUGAUGAGGCCGGCGACCCCAAUGAGGCGCCCAGCCCCGACACCCUGCUUGGGGCCCUGGCCCACAAGCAGCUGAACCUGGGUCAGCUCCUGGAGGACACGGAGUCUUACCUGCAGGCCUUCCUGGCCGGGGCCGCCGGCCCACUCCACGGGGACCACCCAGGCUCCGGGCAGCCGUCCUCCCCAGACCAGGGCCCACAGCUAUCCAAGUCCAAAGGCUUCCCCAGGUCCACGUGGGGCGGAGGCUCUCCAGAGGCUCACAGGCCGGGCGGUGAGGGCCCGGAGCCCCUCCCCUUCCUCAGCAUGUUCGUCAGCGCGGGCGGCGCCCCCCUGGGCUCGCGGCCCGGCCACCCCCACCCCUCAUCUCAGGUGAAAAGCAAGCUCCAAAUUGGCUCCCCCUCUCCUGGGGAAGCCCCGGGACCCCUCCUGCCCUCUCCAGCCAAAGGGCUCAAGUUUCUAAAGUUGCCUCCGGCCUCAGAGAAGGUCCCCAGCCCCGGAGGCCCCCAGCUCAGCCCUCAGCUCCCCCGCAACUCCCGAAUCCCCUGCAGGAACAGUGGCUCGGAUGGCAGCCCCUCCCCGCUGCUGGCCCGAAAGGGCCUGGCUGGAGAACUGUCCCCAGAAGGGGUGCAGGGCCUGCCCACCAGCCCUUCGCCCUGCUCCGCAGCCCCGGACUCCGCACAGCUCCGGCCGCCCCCGCCAGCCUUCUCCGCCGCGCGGUCCCCCGGGGCCGCGGUGUCGCCCUGCUACGAGAACAUCCUGGACCUCUCCCGGAGCGCCUUCAGGGGGCCUUCUCCAGAGCCACCCCCAUCCCCGCUGCAGGUGCCCACCUACCCACAACUAACUCUGGAGGUGCAGCAGGCCCCCGAGGUCCUCAGAAGCCCCGGAGCCCCCCUCAGCCCCUGCCUCCCAGAAUCCUGCCCCUACGGGAGCCCCCAGGAGAAGAAUUUGGACAAGGCGGGCUUGGAGUCUCCCCAUCCUGGCCGCCGGACCCCAGGCAGCUCCGCCAAGAAGCCCGGCCAGGGGUCAGGACGGCGACCCGGAGACCCCGGCCACACACCCCUGCGGGACAGACUGGCAGCCCUGGGGAAGCUGAAGGCCGGCCCCGAGGGGUCCCCGGGCCCAGAGAAGAACGGGGCGCCAGCCAGGCUUGGCGCGGAGAAGGUGCGGGGAGCAGGGAGGUCCGGGGAGGGUGCUGGGGACCUGGCGCUCUCCAUCCCCAGGCCCCCUGAGCAGCCAGACGCCAAGGGGGCCCUGCGGGGGGCAGUGGCCUUGGGCACGAGCAGCCUGAAGCAGCAGGAGCCCGGGCUCCUGGGGGACCCUGGGGCCCGCGUCUACUCCUCCCACUCCAUGGGGGCCCGGGUGGACCUGGAGCCCGUCUCACCGAGGAGCUGCCUCACCAAAGUGGAGCUGGCCAAGAGCCGGCUGGCAGGGGCCCUGUGUCCCCAGGCACCCCGCACCCCUGCCAAAACACCAACCUCAGCCCCCAGCCUGGGCAAGCCGAGCAAGAGCCCCCACGGCAGCCCGACAAAACUGCCCUCCAAGUCACCCACCAAGGUGGUGCCCCGGCCCGCGGCCCUGCCAGCCACCAAGGAGCCCCCGAAGCCUGACAAGGGGAAGGGCCCACCGUGGGCAGACUGUGGGGGCACCACGGCUCCGCCCGCACCCUCGGCACCUGGCCCUGCCGACCCGAGCCAGGGCCCAGAGGGGCGGGCCCUCCACUCGGCCAUCGAGGAGAAGGUGAUGAAGGGCAUCGAGGAGAAUGUCCUGCGGCUCCAGGGCCAGGAGCGGGCGCCGGGCACCGAGGCCAAGCACCGCAACACGAGCAGCAUCGCCAGCUGGUUUGGCCUGAAGAAGAGCAAGCUGCCGGCACUCAACCGCCGCCCCGAGGCCGCCAAGAGCAAGGAAGGGGCCGGCGGAGGCUCCCCGCUCCGGAAGGAGGGAAAGGGGGAGUCCCGGAAGCUGGAGGCAGAGAGCCUCAACAUCUCCAAGCUGAUGGCGAAGGCGGAGGACCUGCGCCGGGCGCUGGAGGAGGAGAAGGCCUACCUGAGCAGCAGGGCCCGGCCGCGGCCCGGGGGCCCAGCGCCGGGGCCCAGCGCGGGGCUGGGGCAGGUCCAGGGCCAGCUGGCUGGCAUGUACCAGGGCGCAGACACCUUCAUGCAGCAGCUGCUCAACAGGGUGGAUGGCAAGGAGCUGCCACCCAAGAGCUGGAGGGAGCCCAAACCCGAGUAUGGUGACUUCCAGCCAGUGUCCUCUGACCCCAAGAACCCCUGGCCAGCCUGUGGACCCCGGAAUGGCCUGGUGGGCCCUCUGCCGAGCUGCGGGAAACCUGGGAAGCCGAGCAGCGAGCCAGGAAGGCGGGAAGAGAUGCCUUCAGAGGUCAGCCUGGCCGAGCCAGUGCCCACCUCCCACUUCACAGCCUGUGGCUCCUUGACUCGAACCCUGGACAGUGGCAUUGGGACCUUCCCGCCCCCAGACCAUGGCAGCAGUGGGACCCCCAGCAAGAAUCCUCCCAAGACCAAGCCACUGCGGCUGGAGCCCCCACCCGGGGGUCCCCCAGCUCGGCCGCCACCCCUCACCAAAGUCCCCCGCCGCGCCCACACGCUGGAGCGCGAGGUGCCCGGAAUAGAGGAGCUGCUGGUGAGCGGGCGGCACCCCAGCAUGCCCGCCUUCCCCGCACUGCUCCCCGCGGCUCCCGGCCACCGCGGCCACCAGCCCUGCCCUGACGAUCCCUGCGAAGACCCAGGACCGCCCCCUCCCGUCCAGCUGGCCAAAAACUGGACCUUCCCCAACGCCAGGGCAGCCGGCGGCUCCACGGACCCUUUCCUGUGCCCACCCCGGCAGCUGGAGGGGCUGCCCAGGACCCCCAUGGCCCUGCCCGUGGACCGAAAGCGGAGCCUGGAGCGCAGCCGCCCCGCCACCACGCCGCCCCAGGGCCCGGCGUUCGGGGGCAGCCGCACCCCCAGCACCUCGGACGUGGGUGAGGAAGGCAGAGUGGCCAGCGGGGGCCCCCCAGGCCUGGAGACCUCAGAGUCUCUCAGCGACUCGCUCUACGACUCGCUCUCCUCCUGUGGGAGCCAGGGCUGAGGAGCUGGCCUCGGCCCCUCGCAGACAGACUGGACCGGCUCUCCUCGGGCCCUGCCCCCUCGGGGCAUGGGGCUCCUCCCGCAGGGACCAAAGAGGCAGAUGGAUCAGACGGUGAAGGGGGCGCCCGGCACCCCACUGCCCUCCGCGGCCGUGGAGGAGAAGACCACUCUCAGCUCAGGGAGAGACCCCGCCUUCGGUCCCUCGUCUCACCCAGCGUAAGGCUCUUCCUCUGAGGGACUGGGCUCCAGGCCGCUGCCCAGCCCCAGCUCCUACUUCAGGCUGAGCCGUCUUGUGGUGCUGGGCUUCUGCCCGCCAGCUGUGCCAUCUCCGGCAACCCGGCUGCUCCCGCCCCGCCC
Molecule: messenger RNA, 4664 nt
Organism: Pipistrellus kuhlii (Kuhl's pipistrelle)
Lineage: Eukaryota; Metazoa; Chordata; Mammalia; Chiroptera; Vespertilionidae
Gene: NCKAP5L
Product: NCK associated protein 5 like
Exons: 13
Coding region: 334-4308 (1324 amino acids)
Biological process (GO): microtubule depolymerization; microtubule bundle formation
Cellular component (GO): microtubule plus-end
Source: RefSeq, a predicted model, not a curated record